Caenorhabditis auriculariae is the source of this 1205-nucleotide messenger RNA. The record is from the annotation of a GenBank genome assembly. Lineage: Eukaryota; Metazoa; Nematoda; Chromadorea; Rhabditida; Rhabditidae.
AUGCAAUCGGCCCUUCUGUGAGUUCUUCUUCAGAUUUUCAUUCUUUAAUUGCUUUUUGAAAUCUUUCAAAUGCUCAUAAUCAAAGGAUCUAGAGCUAGAAACUUUGAUUAGUUUUAAACUUUUUUUUUACUUCCAUUUACAUCUCAUGAAACCAAAAGCUCUAGAGUAACCACUAAUUUCUUUUUAGCCCUCAGAAAUACACUUUUAAUCUCCGAUUCAAUAUUUAGAAGUUUAGAAAAAACUAGCCCAUUUUUUCUCGUUCAAACUUCAUUCUAAACACGCUCUAGAGAAAAUACAAAAAUCUGCUCCUCAUUUUUGAACUUCAGCUUCUUAUUUUCCAUUACAAAUUUCUCCUAAACCACAAACCUUGGAAACAAUAAACUUGAAUUUUCAUCAAAAUACAAAAUUAUGACUGUUAAAUCCUUGGAAACCUCUGAAUUUCUAACAUUUUCAGCGUCUCGACCCUUCUGGCAGUCGCCAACGCUCAGUACUACCAGGUGAGAUCCUCUAGCUCACCUUUCCCGUCUUCAAUAAAUCUCUUUCAGUACCGAGCAUGUGCGAACCCCCCAUGCCAACUGGCACCAGGAGCCGUCAUCUCGCCGCCUCAGCCAGCCGGGCCUCCACCAUCACCUCCGGCUCAGGCUCCUCCAGUCCCCAUGUACAACCCUUACGGCUGCGCUGCUCCACCAUGCUACGCUCCGGCUCCUGCCCCUGCUCCAGCUCCAAUGCCAGCUCCAGCGCCGGCUCCGAUGCAGCCAUACUACGACCCAUACACGGCUUGCGCGACGCCUCCUUGCUAUGCUCCGGCCCCAGUUGCCCCAGCCCCAGCUCCGAUGCCAGAGCCGCCAAUGUACAACCCUUACCCGGCUCCGGCUCCAGCUCCAGUCCCAGCUCCGGCCUGUGCUGCUCCUCCUUGCUACAUCCCGGUCCAGCCUCAGGCUCCAGCUCCAGUCGUCGUCCGCGAGCCGGUGCCAGUGCCAGUCUACAUGCCUCAGCCGGUCUACCAGCCUUGCGCCGCUCCUCCGUGCUACCCGACCGUCCAGCAGCAGUACGCCCCCAUGUACGAGCCGUACAGCACCGCCUACCGUAGCCCCAUGAUGGCUCCGGCUUAUUCGCCCUUCCGCCGCACCGCUUGGCUCAUCGGAAGCAACAAGAACAAGGCCGCUGAGAAGAAGGUCGCCGUCGACGAGAAGAAAAAAGAUUGA